This is a messenger RNA of Coffea arabica (coffee), 1163 nucleotides long. RefSeq names its product hyoscyamine 6-dioxygenase-like. Lineage: Eukaryota; Viridiplantae; Streptophyta; Magnoliopsida; Gentianales; Rubiaceae. The record is from RefSeq and is a predicted model, not a curated record.
CACCUGAGCUUUUUGUUCUUUGAGAAAUAAUCCAAAUGGCAUCCCUCGUCUCGAGUUGGUCUUCCGACUUGAAAUGCUUGCCUGAUAACUAUGUGUUACCUGAGGGAAAAAGGCCAGGAAUGCCUGUUCCAGUAAGCAAUGAUAUACCAGUGAUUGAUCUCGGAGACGGACUAGAUUACAGCAGAGCUGACAUGGUCCAGCAAAUCGCGAAAGCUGGUCAGGAUUUUGGACUAUUUCAGGUGAUCAACCAUGGAGUAUCAAAGGAGUUGAUGGCUGAUGCUAUGAAUGUGAGCAAAGAGUUCUUUGGCAUGUCCCCUGAGGAGAAAGCAAAGUACUAUAUUGACUCCGUUGCAUUGGAAGAAAAGGCCGGAUGCAGACUCUAUACAAGUUCUGGGUAUUUUUUGGCUCAAGGUUUCGAUUUCUGGAAGGAUACUUUGCAACACCCUUGUCAUCCUCUGCAAAACCACAUCAAUUCUUGGCCCGACAAACCUAAGAACUACAGAGAGGUUAUGGGACCAUACACAACUCAAGUGAGGAAAGUGGCCAUGAAAAUUAUGGACAUGAUCUAUCAAGGCUUAGGGCUUGAAGCGGACGACACUGAGAAAGAAUUCGACAACUAUAAUUUAGCUCUCUCCAUCAACCAUUAUCCAGCAUGCCCAGACCCUGCAUUAGCCUUGGGUUGCUGCAGACACUGUGAUCCUGCAAUCCUAACUCUUCUUCAGCAAGAGGUGUAUGGGCUCCAACUAGAAAAAGAUGGCCAUUGGAUUGGCGUUAAGCCCCUUCCUGAUGCAUUUGUGGUGAACAUAGGUUUGUUACUGGAGGUCAUUAGCAAUGGAAAGCUAAAAGGUGCUGUGCAUCGAGCGGUUACAAAUUCAGCUUGUUCCAGGAACUCACUUGUGACCUUCGUAGGUUGCCCAACUGAUGUCACUAUUAAACCUGCAGCAGCGCUUAUUUCUCCCACCAAUCCACCGCUUUAUCGAGCAUUCAACAACAAAGACUUUCAUGAGUUUGUGUUUGCCAAUAACGCUGAAUUUGAGGCUGUUAUUGCAUACUUAAAACUCAAAACCUAAGCCAGAAAUUAGCUGUGCUACAUUUGUGGAGAAGCCAGAAUCAAUCUAUAAUUCCAAGUACUACUGUUUUGGUUGGCCUAAAAAAAAAAAAAA